AUGCAUAAACUAACAUUGAAAUUUCUAGAUCAGUCUAUUGAAUAGAAAUACUAAUAAGAAUAUUAAUCACCAAAAAGAAAAACUCAUAUUAAAAUACUCUUGUUAUUUUUUUUUGUGCUCUAGUUUAUCAAAUUAACUAUUGCGUUAAUAAAUAAAAAUUAUGCUGUAGUUUACCCUUUACUAGGAAUGAUAGCUUUUACUACUUUUUCGAAAUUCUUUAAUUUUAAUAAAGAAUAUCACUAACGAGCACUAAUCACAUACAUCAAUAUUUGUUUUUCAAUUUAUGUGAUUUUCUUUGAUCCACAUUUAGAUGCUUCAACUAUGUAUUCUAAAGGAGCACAUUAAAUGGCCGUCAACAUUAUCAAUAUAUUAGGAAUAGAAUUUGUGGAUUCAACAAUAACUAUUUUUUUAUUGUUCUCUCUUAGAUUAUUUCAUCUUAUCUAAAAUAGUUCUAUAAUUGAUAUUACUGCUGUUUUAAUGGGUUUUGGAGCAAAUUUAUCCUUGGUUAUUUUUGUAUAUUUAUAUCAUAAAGCAAUAAGAUCAUAAUUCCUCUUAACGAAAAUCGAUUAAAGAUGGGAAAAUAUACUAAAACAAAUAAUUCAUAACUAAAAAUAUAUCUUAAUCAAUUAUCAAAUUGAAAGAUUAUAAUUUUAAAGUGUUAUUUCCACUUUUUCAUAAUCUAUUUAAUCAUAAGAUGAUGUCAGGAAAUUUUUAAGGGAAGCCAAAGUAGAUAACAUUUCUUUAGAACAAUAUUUAUUUCAUAAAUUAUAAGAUUUCUCUUAAAAAUAUUUGGAAAUUGUGAAACAUUCAAUAAAUGUUAAGUUUGAUAAAUAAUUAAUAUCUCUGGAUUUUUCAAUUUUUUUUGGAAAUUAACCAACUAUUCUAAUUUAGAAUAAUUAAUAACAGGUAUAAUUUCAAAAUUAGGAAGUCUAAUAACUUUGCCUUUUGUAUUUAAAAUUGUUAACUGUUUUUAUUAAAAUUAUUAAACGAAAAAUACCUUUUGAUUAUAAUUAAUUCCAUAACUUAGCUAAUAAGGUUUAAAUUUAAGAAAUAAUCACAUCAAUAUGGAGUUAAUAAAUCAUAUUAAAAAUAAUCAGCCUUUAAAAAUCUUUAUUAAAAAUUUCAACAUUUUGUAAUCCAAAGGCUACGAUUUAAUUUGUUGGUUCAGACUUAUUCAUAAAAACUAUUCCAAAAAUAUUUUCUUUAUUAUUAGCUUGUAUAGUUGAUAGUUCCACAAGUGAAUUAAUCAUAAUUAAAGGUUAGACUAUUCAAAAGGAUUUGAAGCUAAUUAACAUAUAAGGAAAAUUCAAUAUCCAAAAAUUAAAUGGAUAUACGAGAAAAAUUAAGAACUACUUACUUCUCAUAUGCAAAGAAAUCAAAGCAUAAUAAUUCUGUAUAGUUUUUAGUUAUUUUAUUUAAGGUAUUAAUCUUGAGUUCAAUGAUGAAAUUUAUUAACCAUUUAAUAAUAUUAUAAUGCCUUAAUUGAAUUUUAAUUAUUCAAAGAAGAAGUUCCCUUAAUGA
This is a messenger RNA of Paramecium sonneborni, 1521 nucleotides long. The record is from the annotation of a GenBank genome assembly. NCBI's taxonomy places the organism in Eukaryota, Ciliophora, Oligohymenophorea, Peniculida, Parameciidae.